AAAGUCCUUCACAAUACCACUAUUGCAGGCCUCCACGUGGUGGCACUCACAAACCAAAACGGCGAGAUGUCCGCUACACACCUUGGCACGUUUUGUGGGCGACAUCCAGAAGAGAAGCUCAGUGCGCAGAAGCUCAGAAUGGACCGUCGGCGCUGUGUGAAUGCAGGUUAUGGCCCGUCUGCGAAUACGCGCUGUGAUUAUCAUACCGAUGUGUCAGAGCCAACGGACAGGCCCAACACCCAUACGAGCCCAUCGCAAUGCUCUUCAUCCUGGGACAAUAACGAUGUCUACAUUACCUCAGAGUCAUGUCAGGCUAACGUUCUACCAGUUCAGUCAUAGGUGGGAGUGAGACAAAUCUGCUAAACGU
This is a messenger RNA of Baudoinia panamericana UAMH 10762, 367 nucleotides long. RefSeq lists its product as uncharacterized. NCBI's taxonomy places the organism in Eukaryota, Fungi, Ascomycota, Dothideomycetes, Mycosphaerellales, Teratosphaeriaceae. The transcript has a single exon. The coding region runs from base 67 to 339 and encodes 90 amino acids. The record is from RefSeq and is a predicted model, not a curated record.